AUGGAUAUUUUAGCUGACGACAGCCAGUUUGCUACAGAGAAGCUGAUGGCACAUAUAGCCGUCAAGGGAUUCCAACUCGGCAGCGUGCUUGGCCUUCUGGUCGUCUCGCCCGUGGCUCUGGUCCGCACGGGUCGAUGGCCCUCACGUGCAAAAAUCGGAACAUGGACAAUGACUGGUAGUGUGAUCGGUGCGAUUGGCGCUAGCGCUCUGGGAUUAGGAAAGAAAUCCACAUUCGAAACGCCUGAAGAGAUAGAAGACCGCGUGUACAGAUUACGGCAUAACAAAGGCCAGUUGCGCACAGAUAGGUUUUGGGCUUGUGGAGCAGUCAUUGGGAUGUUAGGGGGUGCUGCUUUGGGUUCUGGAGUGGUUGGGGGCUUAGGCCUGGGGCAAACAUUUGGCACGCUGGCCCAUAUCGGUACUUCUUACUUCUAA
Messenger RNA from Sphaeroforma arctica JP610, 432 nucleotides. RefSeq lists its product as hypothetical. The coding region runs from base 1 to 432 and encodes 143 amino acids. The record is from RefSeq and is a predicted model, not a curated record. Lineage: Eukaryota; Ichthyosporea; Ichthyophonida. The transcript is spliced from 3 exons.